Carassius carassius (crucian carp) is the source of this 4371-nucleotide messenger RNA. RefSeq names its product PR domain containing 11 (gene prdm11). Bases 282 to 3635 code for a protein of 1117 amino acids. Lineage: Eukaryota; Metazoa; Chordata; Actinopteri; Cypriniformes; Cyprinidae. Gene Ontology annotation, molecular function: protein binding. The transcript has 8 exons. The record is from RefSeq and is a predicted model, not a curated record.
GUUUUCCAUGUCAUUUCCUGUAUUAAAAGAUGGUGGUCACAGCAGAGAGAAGCAGAUGACUGUGGUACAAACAUUUGGAGAUGAUAAACUUUGCAUCGCCCGGGACUAGUGAAAUCCCCGCGUGCCGUUGCGUCACCGCCGCCCUGCUCGGAGCGGCAGAUAGCGAGACGCACCACGGCUGAAGAAGACCACCAAAGACCCCGAGACGCACUGCGUAUGUUCUACAGAAGUAUUUAUUUUACCUCAGCAUUAAUAUGUUGAAGUGAAACGCUCUGCCCAGAAUGAUGGCAGAUUCCUGUGCCGUUCCAGACCAUUCCUCCAUGGAAGUUGAGGCUGAAUGCAGCACCAGUGCCUCAAAUGGGAAGUCCACUGAAGAGCCAAACAAAAAACUAAAAGUUGACCAUGAGCAUUUGACCAGUUUUUGGUUCUGUGAAGAAUGCAAGAAAUAUUUCUCGGAGGAGUGCCCUACCCAUGGGCCCCCUUUUUUUGUGCCAGACACCCCUGUGGCAUCAGGGGUGCCCAAUCGGGCAGCUCUCACUGUACCCUCAGGCAUUGAGAUCCGUAGAGAUGGUGAUAAGGUGGAUGUCUGCUGCAUGGAUGAAAAUAUACCAAAGGGGGCGCUGUUUGGUCCUUAUCAAGGCCAAAUAAAUGCCUCGGAUAAACACUCAGGACCAUACUCUUGGAUGAUUGUUGGUAAGGACAACAAAAAUAAAUUCAUUGAUGGGAGCGAUGAAACUACGUCUAACUGGAUGAGGUUCAUUCUGAUUUCUUCUGAUGAGAGGAAAAAGAACCUGAGUGCAUUUCAACAUGGGGAAGAAAUCUACUUUAGAGUGUGUCAGAGACUGACGGUGGGAGAGAAACUCUGUGUGUGGUACAGCAGCGAGUACAUGAGGCGACUGCAGAGUGUGUCUCGGGACAGCAUCGACCGCAAUCUGGACACAGGAGUGAAAUUAGAAGAACAGGAGGAGCAUAAAGGUCCAGUGUUGAGAUCUGCAAUACAUGGUAGAAGGACCCGAAGUAAGCAUGGAAGUGAUGAGGCAGAAAACCAGCCCCAGGCCAAGAAAAAGAAGAUUGACCUCAUUUUCAAAGAUGUCCUGGAAGCAUCUCUGGAGACUAAUCAAAGCCAGAACAACCCCCUGAACAGCACCUCGUCUUUUCCAAGAGCAAGAACAAAUGUCUGCCAGGUUUUCAGCCAGCUUGACGCAGAGUGUAAAGAGACCGUCUUCACCUCUGGAUUGGCUUCCAUGGAACAUCACGAGAGUAGGUUUGAUGCAAAAUGCAUUAAAAUGGAAGAAACAGAAAAAGAUGUGACCCUAACCAAUGUAGGACCAUCAACAUCUUUCUGCCCAAACUGUGUGAGGUUAAAACAACGAAUACGUGAGCUGGAGGCUGAGUUGCUUUGUCUCAGAGGACAGGGGCAUGCUGAAAUUAAGCCAGUACCACCAUUUGAGCCCUUUCAUAGUGAGGACCUCAAAGAUGCCGUGAUGCCCGUCCCAGCAGCGCUUGAGGAAGAUGACCAGGAUGUUGAUUCUGCUGAUGAAUCCAUUUCUGCUGACCUCAUGGUGGCUACGGAUGAGUCUUCGAAGCUCUCGCUGGGCUCAGGUCGUCGGAUUCGUCGCUUCAAACCGGAGUGGCUGAAGAAGUUCUGGUUUCUCCGUUAUUCACCCACACUGAAUGAAAUGUGGUGCCACGUGUGCCGACAAUACACUGUCCAGUCUUCCCGCACCUCUGCUUUUAUUAUUGGUUCCAAGCAAUUCAAAAUCCACACUAUUAAACUUCAUAGCCAGAGCAAUCUGCACAAAAAGUGUUUGCAGCUUUACAAACUUCGCAUGCACCCGGAGAAGACCGAGGAGAUGUGUCGUAAUAUGAUGACUCUUUUCAAUGCUGCCUACCAUCUGGCUUUGGAAGGACGGCCAUUUUCCGAUCUGCGACCCUUGGCAGAGCUCCUCAAGAAGUGCGACCUCAAAGUGGUAGAUCAGUACAUGAAUGAAAAUGACUGUCAGAUUCUCAUUCAACACAUUGCUCGAGCAUUCAAAGAGGAUUUGGCUGAGAAGAUACGGCUUUCGCCCUUUCUAAGCAUCAUCAUGGAUGGGCAGAAUGAUGAGCUCUUGGCUGAUACUGUUGCUGUUUACGUCCAGUUCACCACCACUGAUGGACUUCCUGCCACGGAGUUCCUUUCCCUACAAAGGCUUUGUGGAGGCAACGUGGAAGGCUACCUCCAGGCUGUGGAUCGUGCCUUUGGAGUCCUUGGUCUAAGACUUCAGGACAUGCUAGUUGUUGGCUUGGGAAUAGAUGGCUCAAACCUUUCCUCUAGUCUGAGGGCAAAAAUUUACAUAUCUGUACGAAAGACAAUCCCUUGGGUGUUGUGUCUACCUGUGAUGAUCCAUCGUCCCCAUUUGGAGGUUCUGGAUGCUAUCAGUGGAAAGGAACUGUCUUGCUUGGAAGAUUUGGAAAACAACUUGAAGCAACUUCUUAGCUUCUACCGGUAUUCUCCACGUAUGAUGGCUGAGUUGAAAUCAACAGCACCAACUCUGUCUGAGGAAACUAAGUUUCUUGGGGAUAUAAGAGCUGUGCGUUGGAUCAUAGGUGAACCCAAUGUUCUCACUGCCCUAAUCAAGGACUAUCUAGAGGUGGUUGCUCACUUGAAGAGCAUAAGCAGCCAAACCCAGAGAGGUGAUGCUGCUGCCAUUGCUCUGUCUCUCCUACAGUUCCUGUUGGAUUAUCAGUCGGUGAAGCUGAUCUAUUUUGUGUUGGACAUCAUUGCUGUCUUUUCACGACUUGCUUUCAUCUUUCAGGGGGACUAUCUGUUGCCGUCACAGGUGGAUGCAAAAAUUGAGGAUGCCAUUCAUGAGAUUGGUCAAUUGGUGGACUCCCCAGGGGAGCACCUACAGGAGUUUGAGGACAACUUUCGGGAGAGUUUUAAUGGCGUGGACCUCAAGAACUUGCGGGUUGCUGAGUCCAAGUUUCAGUCCAUUCGAGAGAAGAUCUGUCAGCGAAGUCAAGGCAUCCUGGCCCAACGUUUUGAUCCACGCAGUCGCUCAGUGGUUCAGGCUUGUCAGGUCCUUGACCUGGCCUCGUGGCCUCUUAACAGGGAUGAUCUUGGUGCAUAUGGAGAGGAGGAGAUCCUUGUCAUUUUUGACCACCUGGAGACGAUUCCUUCCUCUGGCCGUGAGCUCUCUAAAGAGAGAAUAGAUGCCAGAGGAAGCCUUGUACUUGAAUGGAGGGAUCUAAAAGCUGAUUAUUGUAGUGUGAAUGGUUUUAAAGAAUUAGUCAGCCACAUCUUCAAAUACAAGCAACGUUUCCCUCUUCUCAAUCACAUCCUGCAUAUUGUCAGGGUAUUGCCAACGUCAUCGACAUGCUGUGACAAAGGAAGAUGCUCGUUGCAGAAAGUGCGCAGAAAUUGCCGUUCCAGACUAACUCUGGAACAGAUCAAUGAUCUGCUCACCUUGGCCGUUAACGGACCACCUAUCAGGAGCUUUGAUGGAAAGCGAGCUUUGGACAACUGGUUUGAAGAGAAAUCCGGGAACAGCUAUUCACCCUCGGCAGAAGUGCUGAGCAGAAUGCCCACCACCGAACAAAAGUCUGUGUUGCACAAUAUGGAUAUGAAUGCAUAUGAGUGUUAUCCAGAUAUUUAACUGAUCGGCAACAAUUACUCAGCCAACAUAAUUCCAAAAAGCCAUCUCGUUGGAAAAGGGCUGAUCGGUACUAUAAUGUGAUUGGCCAAGUAGUUUGACACUGGCCCUGCUGCUAAAAUGGCCUAGAUCAGCGUUUUCUCUAUGAAUUGGUUUAAAUGCCUUUGCAGGUCACAGGCACAUGAAACACUUUAAAAUGUUCAUGUAAAUGGUUGUGAUGUGUUGAUAUGUGUUUUUGUUCCAAAGAGAAACUAGGCUAUUUUCUAGUCACAAGGAUUGUUGCCGUUAGGUGAAUGUUUGACUAAACACCAUUUCAUCAGAUAUUGGUGAGUGAAGCCUCCUUACAGUCUUUUUUAAUCUUUGAAAAUGUCACCUUCUUGCAAAAACCGAUUCAACUAAAACCUUAAAUAAUAAAAAGUUUUAUUAUUUUAUCUGCAAUAUAAUUUGAGCAAUCAUUCUGUAUUUGUACGUAGACUUGUGUGUAUGGAAAUUAUAUAAUAAAAAUUGCUCAAAUUUUCACAGCAUGCUCUUUAUGCUGGUUAUCACUAACUGGAAUGGAAAUGGCCACUCUUUUGCCUUUUCCUAACAUUUUUUUUUUUUUUUUUUUUUUUUUAGAUACUCUUUAGUUAACCACUACUUUUAAGAUUAUAUGUCAAUCUUGAUUUGUUAACAUGGCUCAUCACACAGGUGCCGGUAAUGUGCAGUUUACACCCAAUCUGAUUUAAAGAUUUCAAAUACA